Hydra vulgaris (swiftwater hydra) is the source of this 917-nucleotide messenger RNA. Its product is annotated as S-formylglutathione hydrolase. The record is from RefSeq and is a predicted model, not a curated record. Lineage: Eukaryota; Metazoa; Cnidaria; Hydrozoa; Anthoathecata; Hydridae. Gene Ontology annotation, biological process: formaldehyde catabolic process. Gene Ontology annotation, cellular component: cytosol. Gene Ontology annotation, molecular function: S-formylglutathione hydrolase activity.
AUGAAUUACAAUUUAGAAGAAAAGUCGUCCUCUAAAUGCUUUGAUGGUUAUAUAAAAGUAUAUACCCAUGAUAGCACAGAAGUUAAUACAAAAAUGACUUUUGCUGUGUAUCUUCCUCCAUUGGCUGAGUCUUCAAAGUGUCCCGUUUUGUAUUGGAUAUCAGGAUUAACUUGUACCGAGCAAAAUUUUAUCACUAAAUCUGGUUUCCAAAAGUUUGCAUCUGAAUUAGGAAUUAUUGUUGUUUGUCCAGAUACAAGUCCUAGAGGAGCAAAUAUUGAGGGUGAAAAUAAUAGCUGGGAUUUUGGUUUAGGGGCAUCAUAUUAUGUGGACGCAACUGAAGAAAAGUGGAAAAAAAACUAUCGCAUGUACUCUUACAUAACCAAAGAACUUCCAGAUAUAAUUUCGAAUAAUUUUCCUGUAUUAAAAGAUGUUCAAUCUAUUAUUGGCCACAGUGUAGGUGGUCAUGGUGCAUUGAUUUGUGCUUUGAAAAAUCCUGUAAAGUAUAAGUCUGUUUCUGUGUUUGCUCCAGUAAGCAAUCCAAUUAACUGUCCAUGGGGUAAAAAAGCAUUUACAGCACUUUUAGGACUUGAUCAAGAGACUUGGAAGGAGUAUGAUGCUUGUGAACUCGGUAAAAAGUAUGAAGGACCGCUACUAAAUAUAUUAAUAGAUCAGGGCUCAUCUGACAGUUUCGCAAAAGAUCAGUUGUUAACUGAAAAUUUUAUUAAAGUUUGCAAUGAAAAUUCUUUGCUAAAAGUUAAUUACAGAUUACGAGAAGGAUAUGAUCAUGGCUAUUAUUUUAUUUCAACCUUUAUAGAAGAACAUAUUAGAUACCAUGCUGCUGCAUUGCUUAAAAGUGUUGAGUAAAACAGUAUAUGUAUAUAUAUUGUUCUUAUUUAAGAUUAAGUCUAAAGUUUUAA